This is a messenger RNA of Penicillium taxi, 597 nucleotides long. RefSeq lists its product as uncharacterized. The transcript has 2 exons. The coding region runs from base 1 to 597 and encodes 198 amino acids. The record is from RefSeq and is a predicted model, not a curated record. NCBI's taxonomy places the organism in Eukaryota, Fungi, Ascomycota, Eurotiomycetes, Eurotiales, Aspergillaceae.
AUGAAUUCCGAAAAUCAAGAUCCCUUUAAAGAUCCGCUCCGUAUUAAAGCGCCAGUGAUAACGUUCCCGCCCCGCCCACCUUACACUGUUCAAGACAGGGUUGCUGUACUCAAGCGUAUGCUUAACCCAAGCGAUUCUUUAUACGUCGAAAACCAAGUCAUAAAUGUGCAACUCAUCAUAGACCUUUACGAGAAAGGUGCUCUCACGUUGAGCGACACUAUACGUGUCUCAGAUGGCCGGGUCGUUGCUAGUCUCGAGGAAUCCCGUGCCGGAGGGAAACCGUCCUUCCUUGAGUGCGGAGGGCGAGUAUUACCAUGGUACCUGCCCGAUCUUUCUUCGAUUUUGGUUAAGUUGGCCGGUGGCCAGUACGAGACUCUGGUCAGUUACUAUAUGGAGCUUCAAUUAGAGGAUACGAAUUCUGCUCCGUUCGGCCCUUGGUUCCUAGAAAGAGUGUUUCAGCGAGAUACGCAACACGACACGGACCGCCUUUCAGGCGCCAUGCUACGCCAGCAAUUCUUUAUGGGUACGGGGCCUAAUAACCCCGAGCUAAGUGUCGCCUGUACUAAGGGUGGUAUGGCCUCGGGUCUCGUUGCUUGA